Molecule: messenger RNA, 4917 nt
Organism: Lachancea meyersii CBS 8951
Lineage: Eukaryota; Fungi; Ascomycota; Saccharomycetes; Saccharomycetales; Saccharomycetaceae
Source: the annotation of a GenBank genome assembly
AUGUCUACUGACCAGGAAGAGUUAAAUUUAAAUGAGCUCGUGGGAAACCUACUGGCAGCACAUAAUGAGCAUGAUGUCCCGUCACAGCUCGAUAACAGUCAAGCAGAACUUCCAGAAGAGAUUCCAGAACUUCCAGAGGAAAGUCAAACCCAUGGAGAGCUCGAAGAUGAAGAUUUGGCUGCAGUUGUAGCGCAGGCCAUAGGAGGUAUGGAAGACCAUGGCUCCGAGGAACCAGGACCGUUUGAGGCUGUGCAACAUGAUGGAGAAGGUUCACAGAGUGGGGCAACUCAGGAGGGUCCCGAAAGGACAAUAACUAAAGAAGAGGAAUGGGCUCAGAUCUUGCAGCAAGGUCUCCUACAGGAAAGUCAACUAAAUCCGCAAGAACACAUCGAUGACUCCAUGAAUAUGGCUGGCACUGAAAAUCUGGAUCACGAUGAUGAAGCACUCCGAAGGGCGAUUUUGGAAUCAUUGCAGAAUCUCAACGUCGCUGAAAGUCAGCCGCUACCGGGAAAGGAACCUGGCGAAUCGAAAGGCUCUCACAAGAAGAAAGAGAAAGGAAGCAGCCGAAAGGACAAGACCAAGGAUAAAAAGACCAAAAAGACUGAUUCAAAAAAGGACGAUAAGGUCUCUUCCAGCAAAAAAAAAUCAGCAAAGAAGAAAAAGGACUCCUCUAAGAAAACCUCCAAAGACCUGCCGAAACAUUCGAUCAGCGGGACAAAAGCCCCAAAACCAAGUAGUGAUAACGAUCUGCUCAAUUUUGAAGAUGUCAUAAAAGGCUUCAUGGAGCAGGCCAGCAACGAUGCUGCUCUGCAGCCGAAAAAUAACUUGCCAGACGAAUCGAGCGUCUCGGGUAUAAGCGACGGUAUCGAUGCAGAGACGCGUUCACUAGUCGAAAAUACUCUUCGUGCAUUUGAAAGUGAGCUCUUGGCGGGCCCGACAGUUACGAGCAAGAAGCCAACUAGCCGCAGUAAGAACAAAACUCAGUUUGCCAAGGCAAAAUCCAACGAACGUAGAUCGUACGAGGGAGUCCAGCCGAUUGUGCAAACCUUACCACUAAGCAAGCCAAAGAAGAUCAAACCCACUGAUCACUCCAAAAAGAAAAAAGCCGCCAAAAAGAGUAGUAAAGAGAAGGAUGAAUAUAAUGAGGUCGACUUUUCUAAGGCCUUGGCGGAUAUGGUUAAUCAGGUCGUAAACACUACGCUCUCUGACCAAGAACCUGCCGUACCUGCCGUACCAGCCGCACCUACUUCAUCUGCUGGCGAGGCCAGACCAGAAUUACCUAACAAAACCUCGGUAGUGUCGACUGGCAUUCCCCCCGCCAUCGAUAAUAAUGCGGCACUUGAGAAUGAUUCUGCUGCAGUGGACGGAAAAUCCCAAAAACCAAUCGCGAAACAUCAAUCACAGGGACUGGAGGCCUUAGAACACCAUGGUUUUGAUCACCUCCGGCCCCAAAAGUCAAUCGAAGAUCAGCCACAUCCUCAACGAGAGGAGGCUCGCCUUGAUUCCCGUCGAGCAAGCUUGGAGGACUCUACCGAAGGUCCGCUCUUGUCAUUUCCCGAUGCCAAACUGAUAACUACUACGAGCGAUACCUCAGCAGCAGGCGAUGGAUUCGAUUUGAAUCAAAUAAUGCAAAAUGCUAUGACGAUGGCUUUUCAGGGUCAAGUCGGCCAGCAAAUUAGCCAAUCUGACCUCAAUGAUUUCAACCAACAACUUCAGGGCUAUAGCGUGUCCAGUUUUUUGGACGGAGUUCGUACGUCUGCGAAGUCAAAGAAGAAACCGUCCAAAAAGAAGAAUAUUGGGGACAAAAAGACAAAAACCAAGUCUUUAAAGAACAAAAACUCGUGGGAUCAAGAUGGACUAGGAAGUCUGAUGCCGGCGCCUGGUGGAGGAGUUAUGAAUUUCAAAGAUUUUAAAAUCAAACCAACCAAAUUGAAAGCGCCAAAGGUCGACAGUUCUGGUGUGAAGUCCAAGAAAAGCAAGAACACCAAUAAAAAGACUAUUUCUAGUCAAGAGCUUAGCGCUGCUCUCCACGCUACAGCCGGUUCUUUACCUGACCUAAUACAAGAUUUGCCUAAAGCACUAGAUUUACAAGAAAUCAAGAAAUCUGGCAGGCCAAGGAAAACGCCCACUACUGUACCCAUUUCCGAUAAAUUUUGGAGGAAGAGAUAUAAAAUAGCGGUAACAGAGGCGGCCGCGAGGGCUCGGCGACAAAGGAUGGAUAGAAAUAAGGCAAAUCGCAAGAAAUUGAAGGAAGAUAGGCAUGCAAGGCGCCAGGAAAGGCACUUGAAGCGAGAAGAGGAUCGUUUGAAUGAAGAGAACGAGAGAAAAGAGCUGGAGAUGAUAGUUGCUCGUGGGCCACCAUACCCUCUAGACCUCCGUCUAACAAAAAAAGGAACGCCCAAGAAACCGUACCGCCGCUAUACCGCGGACGAAAUGAAAACAAGGUUAUCGACAAUGUCCGCUAAGUUUGCCACUGCUAGGGAUAUCCAAGCACGAGGGUUAGGGGUUCAAAGAACGAAAGCGCAUCAAUUUUCUGUCCCCAGGAAGGUCCCGAUUAUUGACUUCACUAAUAGUGAACGGUCUUUAAAAUCUGAUGCUCAUUCCAAUACCUUUCAGAAACUGGGCUUGUAUCCCCCUUUGAUAAAGAUACAGUCUAUUGACGAAAAGUAUGCGCCAGAGUUUCCUCAGCGUCCAGGCGACCCAUUUAUCACAGACCAAGCAGCGCGCGAGGAACACAUGGUUAGACCAAAAAAGAAGAAACAUAGUUCAAGGUAUGAGUCUUUGCGAAGCCCAAAAACGGUAGUGCAUAGAGAGAAGGUUGUCUUUCAUCCACCAUGGAGUAUUCCGCAAUUUCCACCACUUGCUUUGCCUGUAGCGCGAAGGAAAAAGAGAAGCAAGCUAAGAACAAUCGAAGGAUCAAAGAAUUCAAAGUCAAGUCGCCGUGAUGGAGGCAAAAUAAGUGCGCCAUCUUUUGUUUCCGGCAACAAGAUAAUUCCGUCUUCUCUUUUUCCAAUUAUCAACACAUUGAAGGCCGCCGCGAGAGCGAAAGCCGCCGCAGGUGCUACUCCCGAGGAAGCGGGGAAGCAUUUAGGCGCAAUGCUGCGUAAUGCCAGGCUCACAAUAGCUCAAGUUUUGGCUCGGGCCAGAAGUCAAGGUAUGCGCAACUAUGGGUCGAUAAAAACUCUCGAUGAUGUCAAACAAUUACAGACUGGAUCAGAUCAACCUAAGAUCAAAAGGACUCCGAUCUUCAGCUUGAGCAGCAUCAAAGCAAUCAAAGAGCAGAACCAGAGCACAGCAACGCCCGACACAGUCCGAACUUCCGAAUCAAGCCGUCCACCUCACGAAUCCAAGAAUCCGUCGCUUGAGAAUAUUCCUUCUGCUGUUGUCGCAGGUGACAACCCGAGCGAGGACAAAUCUUCUAAUCAGGUGCUAAGCUCACCUAGCGCCGAAGAAAGACUAAAAGGACUGGUGUCUUCAGAGACUACAAACGUGCCCUCUGAACGUGUCGUUGAUAAGACAGGAAUUGAUGAUGGCCCAUCAAGUGAGGGGCAAUACCCGGAAGCAGGUAAUAAUUCAGACCAAAAGAGUGAUCAAGUACAAACGAACUCUGAGAUCUCUCAAAACCAGGCUUCUCCUGAUAAAGUACAAGACAAUGAUGCGCACCUAAAGGUGUCCAAACCCGUUCAGGUGGUCAAACUGGAGGAUAAAGGUGUCGAGCCCAUGUUGGCCGGUGCAAGUGAAUUCAAGCAAAAUGAUGCACAGCGAAUUGGAAAUGAUCUGCCUCCCGAAGUCAAAGUAGAACUGGCACGGGCAAUAAAUGAUAUUAUGAAUCCUCGCGAAAAGGCUCGUAAGAAGUAUACCAGAAGGACAACUCCAGUUUUAAACCUUGAAGGCCUAGUGCCUCCGGCAUCCUCCAUAUCCAGAAUCAAACCAGACCGUGUGCUGGAGACAUCCCGAGAAAACCAUUUUCUAAGCGAUAGUGCUACGUCUAGAAGCUCCACGCCCUUGUCUUCAGUAAAAGAGAAAUCGCAAACGCGGGCGAGGACCCCGGUAAAUAAGUUAGGAGGUCCAUCCAAACCGGCUUUCGAUACUAAAUGGCAGUUCACCAUUCCCACCGAGAAUAUCAAAGGGCAGCCUCUCCCACUAAUUUCUAUCUUGAAGAGAGCGAAGAAAUACCUUAACUCCGAAGAACUAACACAGCUUAGGAAAGCCAUGACGAACGAGCGUAAAAGGAAAUGGAGAGAAGCCAACGCCAGCAAAAACAAAGAUCAUGAUCUGAGAGCACGGCUCCGGAAGAGAGCAAAUGCGUUGUUUGGUACUACAGACUCUGCACUCAAGAACGACUGGUUCAAUAAAGAAUACUUGAAGCGCUCGCUCAAGAAAGAACCGGAGAAUGGCGACGAAACAAAACAAUCUAUUCAAGAACUUCCAACGAGUAUAACAGACCAUGAAGUUUUGAGUAUGAUUGCUUCUCUACUGGGAAAGGAAGAUGUAUCUCGGGCUAUCGAGAAAGAGAUCAUUGACGAAGCCAAUAUGGUGGGUCCCGAUCGAAAAGCCGGGAGGAAAAAAGUAAAAACAGCCUUUACCACAACCAAACUCGAGCAGUCCUCACUGCAAACACCGGGACCUUCUUCUCUAAAUGAUGCCGAAAAGUCAGAAGAAAAACCAAGAGAUCAUCCUGCAAUUUCAGGUUCUAAGAGUGAGUCGCUUUCGAACUCUCAAGGCGAUCAGCAAAAGGGGACGACGCAGUCUUCUGGUGAGUCUAUCGAUCCAAUAUUUUCGCAAAUAACAAAGAGGAGUCGGCUCGAUGAAUUGGCAUGUGCCUCAGACAACAGCAAACGCGUGAAAACAGGUACACAUGUAGAGAGCGAGCCUCUCAAGAGACCCGCCUAUAUCAACUUGGAAAAUACGGGUUGA